CGUCAUUUGUCUGCGACGCGGCUCCGGAUCAGAUCUCAUAAACAACCGUGCGGAGGAUGACGUGGAAACCCGGCUGGCUGCUUCUUCUCUGCCUCUCCGCCGCCGUCCGCUCGGUGCCCAUCGAUCGCAACGGAGGCAAUGAGGAGCCCAAGGAGGAGGCGCAGGAGGAGAGCAUGGACACCGGCCUGUACUACGACCGGUACCUGCGUGAGGUGAUCGAGGUUCUGGAGACGGACCCCCACUUCAGGGAGAAGCUGCAGACAGCCAACACUGAAGACAUCAAGAACGGGCGCCUCAGCAAAGAGCUGGACCUGGUCGGCCAUCACGUCAGGACGCGCCUGGACGAGCUGAAGCGCCAGGAGGUGUCCCGGCUCCGGAUGCUGCUGAAGGCCAAACUGGACAGCACCAACACGCAGAGCCUGCAGAUGGACCACGCCUCGCUCCUGAAGCAGUUCGAACAUCUGGACCCGCACAACCAGAACACGUUCGAGGCCAAGGACCUGGAGCUGCUCAUCUCUACGGCCACCAAGGACCUGGAGAACUACGACGCCGAGCGGCACGAGGAGUUCAAGCGCUACGAGAUGCUGAAGGAGCACGAGCGGCGCGAGUACCUGAAGGGGCUGGACCAGGAGAAGAGGGAGAAGGAGGAGAAGAGGAUGCAGGAGCUGAAGGAGAAGCACCGGCAGCACCCCAAAGUCAACGCCCCGGGAAGCGUCGCUCAGCUGCGGGAAGUGUGGGAGGAGACGGACCGGCUGGAUCCCCGGGAGUUCAACCCCAAGACCUUCUUCAAACUGCACGACACGAAUGACGACGGCGUCCUGGACGAGCAGGAGCUGGAGGCGCUCUUCACCAAGGAGCUGGAGAAGGUCUACGACCCCAAGAACGAGGAGGACGACAUGAUGGAGAUGGAGGAGGAGCGGCUGCGCAUGAGGGAGCAGGUCAUGAAAAACGUGGACACCAACAAAGACCGGCUGGUGAGUCUGGACGAGUUCAUCAAGUCCACGGAGAAGACGGAGUUCAAUAACCCCAAAGAGUGGGAGACCCUGGACGCCAAGCCGCUGUACACGGAGGAGGAGCUGCAGCAGUUCGAGGCGGAGCUGCGGGACCGAGAGGAGGAGCUGAAGCGGCGGGCGGAGACGCUGCGGCAGGAGCAGGAGCUGCUGAGGGAGCGGGGCAAAGCGCUGGAGGCGCAGCGGAGGGAGUACCAGCAGGCCGUGAUGGAGAUGUCCCAGAGGCAGAGGGAGCAGCCGCCGGCCGACGGGCAGCCGCCGGCCGGGCCCAACGGCGAGCUGCUGGCGCCGGAGCACCGAGCUGAAGAGCCCCAGGCUGCAGCAGACGUCCAGAAUCAGAACAACCUGCCUGCAGAGCCGCCACAGAACCUGCCUGCACACACUUAGAGCACACACACACACACACACACACACACACACACACACACACACACACACACACACACAGAGGCCCCGUUUACACUUCGUUUUAACUGAAAACGCGUCGUUUCUGGAUCAUGUGGGAGUGUGGUUCUCCUGUACGACCAGCAGAGGGAGCGGUUUCCCAGCAUCCUCUGUUCACACGCAGACCGCCGGACGCUGCGAACUCCAGGAGUAUUCUCUCCGUCGAAGUGUCUCCUCGGCGCUCGGGUUGCGAGCGUGAACCCAGAGAGCGCCGCGUCCCCCCGUUUCCACGGAGACGGAGCGGCUUUCCAGAAGCUGCGUCUUCAGUGACGCCGAGCGCCGUCGUCAUGGAAACAGACCCCCGAAACACAGCGAGAGGUUUCCGUUUUCACUUGAUGUCCGGGUAAAUGGGGCCAGAGAACACACACACACACACACACACACACACACACGCCCCGGCGCUCCGCCGCUCUGGGCUCUUCCGGUGGUCUACAUUAGAUUCCGUGUCACUGUUUCAUUCGUUGAUGUGAAGCUUUAAUUCGAAGUGUCAAAACCACAAACAUCUCCAAAUAAAGUCCUAAUUUAAAACCUGUCACACACACACACACACACUCUC
Salarias fasciatus (jewelled blenny) is the source of this 2010-nucleotide messenger RNA. RefSeq names its product nucleobindin 1 (gene nucb1). The transcript has 13 exons. Gene Ontology annotation, molecular function: calcium ion binding. NCBI's taxonomy places the organism in Eukaryota, Metazoa, Chordata, Actinopteri, Blenniiformes, Blenniidae. Gene Ontology annotation, cellular component: endoplasmic reticulum-Golgi intermediate compartment; extracellular exosome. The coding region runs from base 57 to 1397 and encodes 446 amino acids. The record is from RefSeq and is a predicted model, not a curated record.